This is a messenger RNA of Cavia porcellus (domestic guinea pig), 2640 nucleotides long. RefSeq names its product DnaJ heat shock protein family (Hsp40) member A3 (gene Dnaja3). NCBI's taxonomy places the organism in Eukaryota, Metazoa, Chordata, Mammalia, Rodentia, Caviidae. The record is from RefSeq and is a predicted model, not a curated record. The coding region runs from base 34 to 1473 and encodes 479 amino acids. Gene Ontology annotation, cellular component: mitochondrion. Gene Ontology annotation, molecular function: heat shock protein binding; ATP binding; protein kinase binding. Gene Ontology annotation, biological process: negative regulation of apoptotic process; response to heat; protein folding. The transcript is spliced from 12 exons.
CGGGCAGCGCAGGCGCAGUGUCCCCGGGCCAAGAUGGCGAUGCGGUGUUCUGCACGCUGGUUGCUGGUGGCUGUGGGGACCCCCCGGCUGCCGGCUGCAGCGGGGAGGGCGGCGCGCCCUCUUUGGGAGGGUGUGGUUGGGGCGUCACUGGGUCCCAGGCUGAAUGUCGCCGCCUUCGCGCCUUCCCUGGGCGCUCGUGGUCCCCGGGCGCUGCUGACAUUGAGACCCUGUGUCAGCCUCACAGGAACAAAAACUUACCCUGUUGUUUGUACUGCCUCCUUCCACACAAGCACCCCUUUGGCCAAAGAAGAUUAUUACCAGAUAUUAGGAGUGCCCCGAAACGCCAGCCAGAAAGAGAUCAAGAAAGCCUAUUACCAGCUUGCCAAGAAAUAUCACCCUGACACGAAUAAGGAUGAUCCCAAAGCAAAGGAGAAAUUCUCCCAGCUGGCAGAAGCCUAUGAGGUGUUGAGUGAUGAAGUGAAGAGAAAGCAGUAUGAUACCUAUGGUUCUGCUGGUUUUGAUCCUGGGGCCAGCAGCUCUGGACAGAGCUACUGGAGGGGAGGCCCAUCUGUUGACCCAGAGGAGCUAUUCAGGAAGAUAUUUGGGGAGUUCUCAUCUUCAUCAUUUGGAGACUUCCAGAGUGUAUUUGAUCAGCCUCAGGAAUAUAUCAUGGAGUUGACAUUCAAUCAAGCUGCCAAGGGUGUCAACAAGGAGUUCACCGUGAACAUCAUGGAUACCUGUGAGCGCUGUGAUGGCAAAGGGAAUGAGCCCGGUACCAAGGUGCAGCAUUGCCACUACUGCGGUGGCUCUGGCAUGGAAACCAUUAACACAGGCCCUUUUGUGAUGCGUUCUACGUGUCGGAGGUGUGGUGGCCGAGGCUCUAUCAUCACAAAUCCAUGUGUGAUCUGCAGAGGAGCAGGACAAGCCAAGCAGAAGAAACGAGUGAUGAUCCCUGUGCCUGCAGGAGUCGAGGAUGGCCAGACUGUGAGGAUGCCUGUGGGAAAACGAGAAAUUUUCAUCACAUUCAGGGUGCAGAAAAGCCCUGUGUUCCGGAGGGACGGCGCAGACAUCCACUCCGACCUCUUUAUUUCUAUAGCUCAGGCUCUUCUUGGAGGGACAGCCAGAGCUCAGGGCCUGUAUGAAACAAUCAAUGUGACGAUUCCACCAGGGAUUCAAACAGACCAGAAGAUUCGCUUGACUGGGAAAGGCAUCCCCCGGAUUAACAGCUAUGGCUAUGGCGACCACUACAUUCAUGUCAAAAUCAGAGUUCCAAAGAGAUUAACAAGCCGGCAGCAGAGCCUGAUCCUGAGCUACGCUGAGGAUGAGACUGAUGUGGAGGGAACGGUGAAUGGUGUCACCCAAACAAGUGCAGGUGGCAGGACCAUGGAUAGCUCCACAGGAAGCAAGGCUAGGCCUGAGGCUGGGGAGGACGAGGGAUUCCUUUCCAAACUUAAGAAAAUAUUUACCUCCUGAUAUUCCAGCCGAGGAAAACGAUCCACUGGAAACUAGGCCGGGAGCAACAGUCCUCCUUGUGACCAGGCUUCAGAGACAUGAGGAUCCCAGAGCAGUAGCACUGAGCUCCUGCCUGCAGAGCCCUCUCAACCACCAGGAAACAGCAAAACAACAUGACAGCACAUAUCUGCAUGAAAAGGUCACAGUGGACAGCCUCUGGGCAGUGAAUGUAGCACCCAAGGACUGGUGGAAGUUCAUGGAUAGGUGAUGCAUCUCUUCUGACUCAGGCAGGGUAAGACAGCUGGACACUUCUUAUAGCACUAAAACUAUAGUUUGGAAUUAAAUGUGGUGGAGAGUUUAAAGAAUUAAAGGCCAUGCUUUCAGCUUAAAUUGAAGCCUUAGAACUGCACCAAGUGUGAAAUGAUUCAUUUUCCUCUCAGCAAACCUCUAAGAGGUCCUGAAAUGAGUCCUUUGUGACAGGUCAUCUUCAUCAGAAACAGGGCUGCAUAACUCACCAGAGCUAUCUUCUCUCAGCACACUCUGCCCAGGCCUCCUCUUGGAGUUUAUUUAAUUCUCCAAGGUACCAAGCGGCUGGAAAGUGUAUGCUGGGGCCUGGGGAGGCACCUAAAGGCCCACAGGGUCUCUAGAAGACAGACAAUCUCUUCCACUGAUGGCAUUCAGCCCCGACAGAUGGCAUUCGGCCCUGACUUUUGAAUUCUGUGAUUCCAGCUGAGGGUGGUGGAGCUCCUGCACUUCUGAGCCACAGCCACUGGGCCAUGCUGGGGAGACAUCAGUUACUGCAGGAACUUGAAGCCAUGCCAGCCAGCAUCUUGGUUCUUACCACCAAUGUUUUCAAUAUCUGUUUUCCAAGUGUGUUUAAAUUACUCAGUGCUAAGAAUCACAGUCUUUUCCUGUGUAAAUGUGCAUUCAAGAGAGGAAAACAGUCCACACCAGUGAAGGUUCCCCACCAUGCAGCCAGGGCAAAUGCCAUGUCCUCAGCCUCUGCUAGUAGCACACUGCAGUUUCCACGUGGUUCACAGUCCUUGCUAGUGUAAGACAGGUUAAUGAAGAACAUUUUUCUUUAUAAUUUACAAAAUUAAAGAUGACAGUAGUGUCUUAAGUAUGUAAAAUGAUUCUGUAUCAAUGUAAAUAAGAUUAUCUUCUGCAAAACAUAAUUUAAAAACUAAA